ACACUUCUCAACCUCACCAAUAAUGAACCUCAGCCAUGGGGAGAAAACUACCAUGGAAGACUUCCUCGACUCCUUCGGGCCCUGAAAGGAAAACUUCAGUCAAGCCGGAGAGUCCACUACCCACACCAUCACGAGCGCCCCGUCCGAGUACACCCUCAGCUUCCCGUAAGAAACCGCGUCGCGAGCGCGUGAUAGAGGCAGAAGAUGCCACACGCAGUCCCUCAACCUCGCCUCCGCCAGAGCCGCCUAAAGAAAGAUUCAUGAGACCAGGCCUCGACCACGAUGACCGAUAUCGUAUAGUGGAAGACGAGUUCGUCAACAUGGCUCACCAAUUCACACUUCACAUUCAUACUUCUGAAUACAACCGUUUGAAGAAUUUGGCUAAACACCAAAACGCAGACACAAUCCGUGAGAUUGAAAGGCCUGUAGUCGGCGCGCCAACCCUCCUCACAAGACAUCGUCAGGAGGAUGUGCGCCGCAACGUCAAACAGCGCAAGCUCUUAGGUACUAACUCAAACGAGAAGAAGGAUUCCCCUUACGUAGGGUCAAAUCUGCAAGGUCUCAUGGAGAGUCCCAGAAAGGAGCACAAGUGGAUAUCAGCAACAGGUCUAGCUGAUACCGCCGCAACGAGAGCUUCGGCGGGUUUCAAGUCACAAAAGAUCAGCCCGCUACGGUUAAAUCAAGGAUCCAGUUCAACUCCAGCAAAGAAGAGGCACAUCCCUCUGGGUGAUGACGAUGAGACUGACGAUGGAGAUGACUUGGAUUUAGCUACGCCCUCACGCGUUACGGCUACAAAGGCAGCACGCACGGCCCAUACAUCUAGUCCAGCAAUGCCGCGAUCAACUCCACGGACAGCAUUUAGUACUCCUCGCUCACUGAAGUCAGCUAUGAACACAACUUCGCGGCCGGGCUCUAGCGUCAAGCGACCAACAACAGCACCUGGAGGAAGCCAAGCACAAGCACGUAAGAUAAGCAAAAGCCGAGAUACUCAAGAAGAUAUCGAUGACGAUGAUCCUUUUGGGAUCAACAAACGAAGGAUUCAACGCCAAAAGUCAAGGGAACAGUUCCGCAAAACGGAAGAGAAAAUAGCCUCUAAACCAUCACUUGACGAUAUCCCUUCAUUCCUCUGAGCAUGUUCACUAUCACGAAAUCUCAACAGCGGUCCAACAGGGCCUCAUUGCUUGGAAAUCAAAUCAGUUCUUUUCAUUCAUGUAAGUCCUAUUCUUGCAUUGGCCGAUCCUCCAUUGUAAGCUCAUCAAAGUCAUCCAGCAACUCAUUCAUAUCAACGUGAGGUGCCUCAUCGUCCUCCUCGGUCUCAGCCACACUCAUCUCCUCCUCGGCUCUCUUCUUAGCCUUAUACAGGGCGAGCGUAGCACGGAGCUCCUCGUCUUCCUCGACAUCUCGCAAGAACUGCUCGUACUCUUGAUCCAAGCGUUCUUGGUCUGCCUUCUUGGGAAGAAGCUCGCCCUCGUCCUUGUCCAUACGCUUGAGCUGCCAGUUUCUCUUGCGGUUCUUUCUGCGACGGGGAUAGUGCUUCUUGACUAGCACCACGUCAGGGAUCCUCGAUGAGUAUGUAUUGGAGCUCUCGAUCUUCUCGUAUUCGGUGUUGUUGAAAACGGUUCCGGCCAGCAGGUAACCCAUAGCAGAAUCACCAGGCUGGAGGAGUCGGCCCAGAUGAGUCCUUGUGAAGUAUGUUCGGUCAUUUGAGCCAAGAUCUGAGGCACGAGCGACUGUGGCUUCGGCAAGCGUCCACUUGCCCUUCUGGGUUGUUGUGCGGUCGAUAUCCAUGACAAUGAACUCAACGAGUUCAUGUGUAUCAGUGAGUGAUAGGAAAGGAGCUCGCCAAUAGAUGGGUGAGCUGAUAUCGCAAGUCUGAAGAGUCUGAGGGUCCAACAGGUACACAGAGGUACCAAUCUUGUGGCAGAGGAGGAGAGGUGAGAUGUUGCCGCUCUGCUUGGCCAUCUUGAUAGGCAGAGCGACCAAGUCGUCCUUACAUAUAGGCACCAGCUCGGCCGAAUAUGUGAACUUGUACGAGGACUUGGAGGUGUGGGUAUCGUGAGAGAUGAGCUCCUGCGACGCCUUCACCUUGACAGGCACCACAGAGUUGAGGAAGUCGAUGAACUUCUCGGCCUGGUUCUUUUGGGCGAAGAAGAAGUCGAUGCCAUCCUUGGCCUCCCGAAUGUUGAGUGUAUCUUUGUGUGCGCCGUGCUUCAUAAUAAGCUGCUCGAGGAAGAGGAAAGUUCGCUUGUGAAGGACCUUUUGUCGAACUUGAACAGCAGCUCGCCAAACGUUGGCAGUGUACGACUUGGCACACUCAGGGCACUGCUGGUACGCCACCACAUAGACAACCUCGAAGCUCUGUUGAAGCAGCAUACCAUCUUGGACGGAAUCCUGGAUUGUGAUCUUGACCUUUACUCGUCGCGAGUGAGGCUCGGUCCAGAUAAAGCUCGCGUCCACGAUACGGACUUUGUUCAAACCUCGAAGUUUCUUGAGGCACAUGGCUAACAAUUCGCGGGAUUCGGGGGCGGCAACGAUCCAGCUGUUGGGGGGCAUGAGCCAUCGGUCGCAAUCUCGGCAGAAGUUGAGCGUCGCCUCUCGCUGGACGCCUUGGGAAAUGUCGACGGUAAGCUUGAUACAGUCGUAGCAGAGAGCGCCGCUGGAGGCGGUUCCAUCGAUCGGGGCACCGCAGUUGCAGCAAAGAAUACUGAAGAGGCUCAAGUUAGUAUUGCGCCUAAGAGACAGAACGAGUGCGGGGUGGUAAAAGAAGAUCAGGACUCACGUAGCAGCGCCCUGCUGCUGAGUGGCAGGGGCUAUAGAGAUAGGCUGGUCAUCCAGAUCCAUCGACAUGUUGGGCAACGAUGUCGUGUGAAAUUUGAUGGUGUUGUUUGGGUGAAAAUGAAUGAUAUUCAGUGACUCUUAAAAAUCCUAGAGUGGGAGAAUUUGGUUCGCCGCCGCUUGAUAAGCGCUUAUCGGUGGGCAGAAAGGAUAUUUUUUUGCAGGCGCGGGGCAAAAAUUGGAAAAUGUUCCUCAGAGUCAUAAAGUUCAGGGUCCACUUGGCUCCAUGAGUUGGUCAUGCCAAUCAUUGGAUGCCUAUCAUGCCUUGCUUGAAUGGAUUCUACAUCUUCAAAAGUCGUGGUUUUGAUCAAAUCAGGUGUUAUAGACAAAAAUGCAACAAAAAAA
Messenger RNA from Fusarium verticillioides 7600, 3180 nucleotides. RefSeq lists its product as hypothetical. The transcript is spliced from 3 exons. NCBI's taxonomy places the organism in Eukaryota, Fungi, Ascomycota, Sordariomycetes, Hypocreales, Nectriaceae. The record is from RefSeq and is a predicted model, not a curated record. Bases 36 to 1130 code for a protein of 364 amino acids.